UUCUCUCAUCUCAAAUCAUUCCAAAGAUGUCGACGACGACAGUACAAAGCAAUAGGAAUGGUUCUGCCAAGCAACUCAACGCUCCGACACCAGGGAAGGCAACAGUGCUUGCAUUGGGUAAGGCCUUCCCCAGCCAACUAGUCCCUCAAGAUUGCUUAGUCGAGGGCUACAUCCGCGACACGAAAUGUGCUGAUCUUGCCAUCAAGGAGAAACUGGAGCGACUCUGCAAAACUACAACUGUCAAGACCAGGUACACUGUGAUGUCGAAGGAGAUCCUGGACAAGUACCCUGAACUAGCAACUGAGGGCACAGCCACUAUCAGACAAAGGCUUGAAAUCACAAACCCUGCAGUGGUAGAGAUGGGUGUGGAAGCAAGCCUUGCUUGCAUAAAAGAAUGGGGCAGACCAGUUGAAGACAUUACUCACGUUGUCUAUGUGUCCUCAAGUGAAAUCAGACUCCCUGGUGGUGACCUCUACCUUGCCAGCAAGCUAGGCCUGAGGAAUGAUGUCGGUCGUGUAAUGUUGUACUUCUUAGGCUGCUAUGGGGGUGUCACUGGCCUUAGGGUUGCAAAAGACAUAGCCGAAAACAACCCGGGAAGCAGGGUCUUGUUAACCACUUCUGAAACCACCAUACUCGGUUUCAGACCACCCAACAAUGCGCGCCCUUACGACCUUGUUGGGGCUGCACUUUUCGGAGAUGGAGCCGCUGCUGUGAUCAUUGGAAGCAACCCGGUUUGGGGCCAAGAGUCUCCUUUCAUGGAGCUCAACUAUGCUGUCCAGCAAUUCCUCCCUGACACACACAAUGUGAUCGAUGGAAGGCUCUCCGAAGAAGGCAUCAAUUUCAAGCUGGGAAGGGACCUUCCUCAGAAGAUUGAUGAGAACAUUGAAGUGUUUUGCAAGAAACUCAUGGCAAAAGCUAGUCUCAAGAACUUCAAUGAGUUGUUCUGGGCUGUUCAUCCUGGAGGGCCUGCAAUCCUUAACAAGCUAGAGGGGACACUAAAGCUCACUAGUGACAAGCUUGAGUGCAGCAGACAGGCUCUGAUGGACUAUGGCAAUGUGAGCAGCAACACCAUUUUCUAUGUGAUGGAGAAGAUGAGAGAGGAAUUGAGGAAGAAAGAAGAGAGGGAAGAAUGGGGACUUGCAUUGGCUUUUGGACCUGGGAUUACAUUUGAAGGCAUUCUACUUCGCAGCCUGUGAUCUUUUAAAUGAAGCUAAAAGGAUGAAUAAUUACUAAUUCAUGAAAACAACGAACC
This is a messenger RNA of Argentina anserina (silverweed cinquefoil), 1252 nucleotides long. RefSeq names its product type III polyketide synthase A-like. Bases 27 to 1196 code for a protein of 389 amino acids. The record is from RefSeq and is a predicted model, not a curated record. Gene Ontology annotation, biological process: polyketide biosynthetic process. Gene Ontology annotation, molecular function: acyltransferase activity, transferring groups other than amino-acyl groups. The transcript has 2 exons. Lineage: Eukaryota; Viridiplantae; Streptophyta; Magnoliopsida; Rosales; Rosaceae.